UACACAGUUUCACAAUAAUUACGUUUGCAUUAUUGGUCAUUUAGAUAGUGACCAAUUUUUUACCGGAUGUAUUGAAUAAUACGUGAUUACUCUACUAAACAACAGCCAAAUACAAGAUGGGUUCGAGUUUCUCUUUGGAAAAAUCGAUGAAACCGAUCCAGAGACCCAAUGCCCACUCUCACCACACACCAUUUCGAGUCGCCCCCGGAACAGUAAAUACUGGUAACGUACAGAUGCCCUGUACAUGUAACCCUGGUACAUCUUACCAACAACCGCUCCCCGCACAGGUUAUGCAGCCGCCCCCUUACAUGACACAGUCGGUUGCGGUCGCUGGUAAUGGUUUCCCAGUACCACUUCAACAGACACAUGGCUUUGUGAUGCAACAUCCGGGAUACGGAAUGCGGCAGCCAGUCUUUGUGAUGCAGCAGCCGGAAUAUGGGCUGCAACAGCCGAGCUUUGGGGUACAACAGCCUUUUAAUGGCAAACAGCAGCAUACCUAUGACAUGCACCAGCCUGGUCCUGCGACAAAUCUUGGAUACUCAGGCGCCAGAACAAUAGACCCCCCUCCGCCAUACACAGAGAACUCUGAACCAAUGGUAGGUGCCAAGCAGAACGAGGCCGUUGUAUAUCGUGUCCCAGUGACCGAGGUAUCACCCAACGUCGAAACAGAUAAAGAGGAAAUCUCGUCGGUAUUUUCACCUGCACACGAAACAAAUCCGGCGGUCAAUCAAAACAAUGAACAAUUUCAAAUCACGGAGCAUGGUGCAGGCGACGCUUCAAACCAAGAAGAAUUACUGCUUGUGUAGAUUAAGCCCUGGUAACUUGAUGCAAGGUUCAAAAUGAUUAUAUGUUUUACUGUCUUUUUCUCAGAUAUAUGUCGGAUAACAAAUCCUAUCACAAUUUGUAAUACAUAUAGUGGUUUUAAUAUGCUGUGUGGAAGGCUUAGUGCAUCACAAAAUAAAAGAUCGGAUAAUGCAUUAACAUAAAGUUUCCAUUGUGUAGGCAUUCAAACAUGACAUUUAUUUUGUAGCAAAGUGAUUCAAUUGGCUUAUAUUAUGUAAUUGUAUUUUUUUAUUUCGAUACAGUUGUUACCUCGAAACUGUAUAAUGAGGUUCUGACGUCCAAGACUCAGUUUAGUUUCUUU
This is a messenger RNA of Dreissena polymorpha, 1144 nucleotides long. RefSeq lists its product as uncharacterized. The record is from RefSeq and is a predicted model, not a curated record. The transcript is spliced from 2 exons. The coding region runs from base 117 to 806 and encodes 229 amino acids. NCBI's taxonomy places the organism in Eukaryota, Metazoa, Mollusca, Bivalvia, Myida, Dreissenidae.